UCCUCCAUCUUCAUAAUUAAAAAAGUAGAAAGCCACAAUGAAAUAUACACUCUGCAAUUGCCAUACAUUUUUUCUUCUUCUUCUUCUUCUUCUGCAUCUUUCUCCAGAAUUGGAUGCAUGCGGCUCCAUAGUUAAGUCGCUUCCAGGAUUUGAAGGACCACUCCCAUUUCACCUAGAAACCGGAUAUAUAGGCGUGGGUGAAUCGGAAGAGGUCCAACUUUUCUACUAUUUUAUCAAGUCAGAAUCAAAUCCAGAAGAAGACCCUCUUUUCCUUUGGAUCUCUGGCGGCCCAGGUUGCUCUUCCUUUUUCGGAAUUGUUUACGAUGUUGGGCCGCUGAGUGUUGAUGCAGUAGACUACAAUGGCAGCCUGCCCACUUUAUCAUUGAAUCCUUAUUCAUGGACAAAGGUGGCCAACUUUAUUUUUUUGGACUUACCGGUUGGCACGGGAUUUUCAUAUGCAACCACUCCCCAAGCUAAUAGCUCGGAUAAUUUGCAAGCGGCUAACCAUGGUUAUCAGUUUAUUCAAAAGUGGCUUGAUUUGCACCCAGAAUUCGUAAGGAAUCAAUUUUACGUUAGUGGAGACUCAUAUUCUGGUAUUACUGUUCCAAUGAUUACUCAUGUUAUAUCAGAUGGAAUUGAGGCAGGAAUUACUCGGAUUAAUCUUAAGGGAUAUUUACUUGGGAAUCCAGUAGCAACACCAAAUGAUGAUGAUUAUAAAGUCCCAUUUGCACAUAACAUGGGACUUAUUUCUGAUGAACUCUACGAGUCACUAGUUAAAACUUGCAAAGGAAAAUAUCAAGAUGUCGAUCUUCACAAUUCGCAAUGUUUGAAGGAUACUGAAACUUUCAAUCAGUUGAUUAGUGGAAUAUAUGCGGCCCACAUUCUAGAGCCAAUAUGUCUUGAUGAUUCAGCUUCUGCAAAACUUACAAAAUCAUAUGGUUUGAGAAGAUCAGUCACAGAGACGUUCAAAAGGCUCAGGAAUCCCACUCUACUUCCUGGCAUUAAAUGUCGGGAUGAUUGGUGUCGGCUAUGUGAGUAUUGGGCUAAUGAUCAGAGUGUACAAGAAGCCUUGUAUGUUCGAGAGGGCAGUGUUGGAAGAUGGGAGAGGUGUGCUUCAAAUUUGCCUUUCACAAAGACAGUUGAUAACACAGUACCGUAUCAUGCAAGUCUUAGCACAAAAGGCUACAGAUCUCUUAUAUAUAGUGGUGACCAUGACAUGAUAGUACCGACUAUUGCAACCGAAGCAUGGAUAAAAUCUUUAAAUUACUCGAUUGUGGAAGAGUGGCGUCAAUGGAUGGUUGAAGGUCAAGUAGCCGGAUAUACCCGGACUUACUCUAACAGGAUGACAUUUGCCACGGUGAAGGGAACUGGACAUAUUCCUCCCGAGUGGAAACCUUUGGAAUGUUUGGCUAUGUUCAAUAGGUGGAUAUCAAAAUUACCCCUUCCUUUUUUUAACCUAAAAUUAAUAGCGCAUCUUCAAUUAAAUUCGCUUCCAGGAUUUGAAGGACCACUCCCAUUUCACCUAGAAACCGGAUAUAUAGGCGUGGGUGAAUCGGAAGAGGUCCAACUUUUCUACUAUUUUAUCAAGUCAGAAUCAAAUCCAGAAGAAGACCCUCUUUUCCUUUGGAUCUCUGGCGGCCCAGGUUGCUCUUCCUUUUUCGGAAUUGUUUACGAUGUUGGGCCGAUGAGUGUUGAUGCAGUAGACUACAAUGGCAGCCUGCCCACUUUAUCAUUCAAUCCUUAUUCAUGGACAAAGGUGGCCAACUUUAUUUUUUUGGACUUACCCGUUGGCACGGGAUUUUCAUAUGCAACCACUCCCCAAGCUAAUAGCUCGGAUAGUUUGCAAGCGGCUAACCAUGGAUAUCAGUUUAUUCAAAAGUGGCUUGAUUUGAACCCAGAAUUCGUAAGGAAUCAAUUUUAUGUUAGUGGAGACUCAUAUUCCGGUAUUAUUGUUCCAAUGAUUACUCAAGUUAUAUCAAAUGGAAUUGAGGCAGGAAUUACUCGGAUUAAUCUUAAGGGAUAUUUACUUGGGAAUCCAUUUACGACACCAAAUAAUGAUGAUUAUAAAGUCCCAUUUGCACAUAACAUGGGACUUAUUUCUGAUGAACUCUACGAGUCACUAGUUAAAAAUUGCAACGGAAAAUAUCAAGAUGUCGCUCAUCACAAUUCGCAAUGUUUGAAGGAUACUGAAACUUUCAAUCAGUUAAUUAGUGGAAUAUAUUCGUCCCACAUUCUAGAGCCAAUAUGUCUUGAUGAUUCAUCAGCUUCUGCAAAACUUACAAAACCAUAUGGUUUGAGAAGAUCAGUCACAGAGACGUUCAAAAGGCUCAGGAAUCCCACUCUACUUCCUGGCAUUAAAUGUCGGGAUGAUUGGUAUCGGCUAUGUGAGUAUUGGGCUAAUGAUCAGAGUGUCCGAGAAGCCUUGUAUGUUCGAGAGGGCAGUGUUGGAAGAUGGGAGAGGUGUGCCUCAAAUUUGCCUUUCACAAUAUCAGUUAGUAACACGGUACCGUAUCAUGCAAGUCUUAGCACAAAAGGCUACAGAUCUCUCAUAUAUAGUGGUGAUCAUGAUAUGAUGGUGCCAUCUAUUGCAACCGAAGCAUGGAUAAAAUCUUUAAAUUACUCGAUUGUGGAAGAGUGGCGUCCAUGGAUGGUUGAAGGUCAAGUAGCCGGAUAUACCCGGACUUACUCUAACGGGAUGACAUUUGCCACGGUGAAGGGAACUGGACAUAUUCCUCCCGAGUGGAAACCUUUGGAAUGUUUGGCUAUGUUCAAUAGGUGGAUAGCUUAUGAAAGUCUUUAAUUAAUUUAUAAGACAUCUCUAGCGUGUGAUAUUGAAGAUGUCAACUUAUAAUAAUUGUGCAAUAAAUGAUUCAUGUGAGCUCGUUUCCCACGAUGAGAAUUGUAAUGAAUUGUAUUAACAGUGAUGAAUUACAAGAGUACAAGACCUAAGUAUAUAUACAAGAGGAGACUGAGGGAGAGAACUGUAAUGAAUUGUAUUAGCAGUGAUAAUUACCAGA
This is a messenger RNA of Ipomoea nil (Japanese morning glory), 3017 nucleotides long. RefSeq lists its product as uncharacterized. The transcript has 30 exons. The record is from RefSeq and is a predicted model, not a curated record. The coding region runs from base 38 to 2800 and encodes 920 amino acids. Gene Ontology annotation, biological process: proteolysis; secondary metabolic process. NCBI's taxonomy places the organism in Eukaryota, Viridiplantae, Streptophyta, Magnoliopsida, Solanales, Convolvulaceae. Gene Ontology annotation, molecular function: serine-type carboxypeptidase activity; acyltransferase activity, transferring groups other than amino-acyl groups.